Messenger RNA from Girardinichthys multiradiatus, 2735 nucleotides. Its product is annotated as T-cell acute lymphocytic leukemia protein 1. The coding region runs from base 96 to 1361 and encodes 421 amino acids. Gene Ontology annotation, biological process: regulation of transcription by RNA polymerase II. NCBI's taxonomy places the organism in Eukaryota, Metazoa, Chordata, Actinopteri, Cyprinodontiformes, Goodeidae. Gene Ontology annotation, molecular function: DNA-binding transcription factor activity, RNA polymerase II-specific; protein dimerization activity; RNA polymerase II cis-regulatory region sequence-specific DNA binding. The record is from RefSeq and is a predicted model, not a curated record. The transcript is spliced from 4 exons.
GAUGCGUCGGGGAAUAACUCACACUUACACACACACAUUAAUACACACACACUGCUUCACAACUGGCAGAAAAAAAAGAAAAAACUCAGACAUGGAUGACCCACUCACAAAAUGGCUCCACUUACACAGUAACAUCAACAACACGGCUGAAACGGACAUUGUGGGACUGUAAAGGGGGUCACGGUGUAAAAAUGAUGGAAAAACGGGAGCAGGAGCUUUGUCCUGGAAGUCCCGACGCAGGAUCCGGUCCUGGAAAGCGAGAAGUCUCGGCCAUCAUCUCCAGACACAACGGAUACAAGCAGGACGAGGAGCCGCGGAGAGAAAGGGGGGAGGAGGGUGAUGGGAAUGAGGAGGUGGAGGAGGUGGACGAGAAGGAGAGGGGAGGGAGCUUCAAAGGGGCUGAAGAGACGGAUGACGUUCCGCUGCAGAACUCGAGCAACGGGACCAGCAUCAGCAUCAUCAUCAACGGCGUUGCCAGGGAAACUGCCUCUCUCAACGCCCUUGACCUGAAAAGGGAAGUGCCGGUGAUCGAGCUCUCCAGGAGGGACGCUAUAAAAGCGCUGGAGCAGAGGACGGAGAGCCAUUUGGUGCCGAUCACGGAACUUCGCAGACCUCCACCGCUGCCGCUGCCGCCGCCGCACCGAGACAACGCUCGAAUGGUCCAGCUGAGCCCAAACGCGUUCCCUGUCCCGGCCCGGGCGAUGCUCUACAACCUGGCGCAGCCUCUCGCCGCCAUCAACAGUCUUGGAGGGGAGUCGGAGCAGUACAGCAUGUAUCCCAGCAACAGGGUAAAGCGCCGCCCGGCGCCUUAUGAGGUUGAACUCGACGAGGCUGGCCAGCCGAAAAUUGUGCGUCGCAUCUUCACAAAUAGCCGCGAACGCUGGCGGCAACAGAAUGUAAACGGUGCAUUUGCAGAGCUUCGCAAACUCAUCCCCACUCACCCUCCUGACAAGAAGCUGAGCAAAAAUGAAAUUCUGAGACUUGCUAUGAAGUAUAUCAGCUUCCUCUCUAACCUUCUGGAGGACCAGGAUGGGGGACGGAAUGUUGGCAGCACAACUGAUGGGGACACAGGGCUGCUGGUUGGUGUUCCAACCCACGAGGGAGGCCCUCAGGGUGUGCCACACCAGGAGACUGUGGUGGGCCUGGCAAGGGAUGAUCUUCUGGAGACAAUGUCACCAGGGUCCAGCUGUGGUAGCUUACCCGAUGGCGAUGCAGAGGGGAGUCCCGAGAGCUUCAUGGAGGACCAGGACUCACCUCCAGCUACAAGAACUCUAACAACUUCCCGUGGACCCUCACUGCAUCUAGCAGCUAGGGAUCUGAGGCGCAAUGGACGCCCAUUAGAUGGUUCCACUCGACGAUGAUGCUGAAAUCUGGGGAUCAUAGAUAUGUCAUCAAAGACUAAAGAAAAACAAUUACAGAUCAUUUGAAAAGUGGAUAUCCUCAAAACCCUUUAUGGUGGACUAAUCAGUUUAGGAAGAAUUAUCUCACACACAGGGAGAAGGUGACACUGCACCUGAGACAAUACACCUAUAUUGUGGUUGAAUUUGAUCCAUCAAAACACUUGUAAAUUCUGCAUGUGCCAUGCUCUUGACCAACCUGCAGACUAUAAGUUUCUACAUGUUGAAAGUUCCAAAGAUACUCUACAAAAUGAAACCAUAAAAAAAAUAAAAGAAAGAAAUAUCGUAAAUCAUCAUUUAGAAGAUCAUCAGUGUAAGAAGUUCAUUUGUCCUAAACCUACAAUCACCAUUCAUUACAAAAUGGUGCAUAUGGUAUAGAUCCACUGUGCUUGAACAGUUCUGCAGGUAACCUGAUCUAAAAUGCCAAGACAUAAACCUAAACAUAUAAAUGGAGCAAGUUUCACAGGAUAGAAUAAUAAUAAAACAAGCGUUUGCUAGAGGCUGUUAAUACAGUGAACGGAUGGAACUCAGUUACGUAUGUAUUGUAAAUAGUAUUAUAUUUCCACUGCACAAUAUAAUAACAGUGACUUUUUAGUCAUGAGGUUUCAGAUGUACCAUAGCGUGUUUGUCAAUGGGUUUACCAUCAAAACCCUCUUUAAAGAGACGGAAUAUAAGAAGAGGAAUAAAAAGGAAUUCAACUCUAAAUGUAACGCUAUAACAAGUGAACAUAGGGAUGAAAGUACAUCAAAUGUGGUACCACAUCUGUCACACUCGGUGAUUAGAAAAUUAUGCCAAAUAUUUCAAUAGACGGUCAAACAAUUACACUGUGUGUGACGAAGAACACAUGUAUUUGAAAUUGUCGUGGAGGUACAAUAUAAACAGUGCUCUUAAAGUGUACAAAACAUGGGUCAGAUGAAAUCUUGAGAUGACUCAUGAAGUCCUUUUGAUAUGAAUGUUUUAAUGUUUUUUUUUUUUUUUAACUAUAAUGCAAUGUAGUUUAGCAAGGUACACAAAUAAGUCCCUUUGUUUCUGCAUUACACAUGUACACUCCCACCACAGCUACCCCCCACCCCCAACACCUUACAGUAUUAAUAUCAUAAGAACACCAGCAGUUUUCUGGAAGUUAAGUAUUGUUCACUGUUGUUGGUUAUUCUGCUUUUGUAGCAGAAUCUGGUAGCUUAUCUUGGUACCUUUGGUAUUUAUGAAUUACAGUAAAGGGACAUUGUACGUUUGGUAAUAACAUAUUUGUUGUAUGAUAGCUGUAUCUAUAAAUAUAUACAAUGUUAAAGGGAUGGAUUUUAUAAAAAAACAGAAUAAAAUAUGCAGCGGAAGAGUUGA